CAACGUCAUCUUGCAGUGUGGUCCUCUGCAAGGAAGGAACAGUUUGUAAGAUGAUAGAUGGGGAGCCAGAGUGUUUGCCAGUUUCUGCGGCCACGUGUUGGGCUGGGGGUUACUUGCAUUACCACACCUUCGAUGGCCGACCGUAUGACAUCCAUGGCACCUGCACCUACACUGUGGCCAAGACCUGCGGGUGUGACUGUGACCCGCACUCCUUUGACAUCACGGCUGAGACUGGGAACAGGGGGAACACGCAGGUCUCAUACAUUGGGUCGCUAACCAUCCAGGUGGAUGGCAUUACCAUCACAGUGGCCAGGGCAGAGGUCGGCUUUGUAAGGGUGAAUAACACCAGGGCCCACUUACCCAUGUCCCUGAACAAUGGGGCCCUUCAGCUCUAUCAAAGCGGCACCUCCCUCGUCCUCCGCACCGACUUCAACCUCAGGGUGUACUAUGACUGGAACAACCACCUGAGGGUCACCGUUCCUAAUAACUUCUCUGACAGCCUGUGCGGCCUGUGUGGCAACUAUAAUGGGGACCCCGCCGAUGACUUCCGGACCCCGGAUGGGGACCAGGCUCCCAGUGUCGCUGCCCUGGGGAAAAGCUGGGCAGUGGAAGAUGAGGAUCAUUUUUGCUGGCACGAUUGCAUUGGAGGUUGCAAGCCCUGUGCCGCCAGCAUAGCCAGAAAAUACAAGGAGGAGGUCUCGUGUGGCCUGAUAGCCAAGGUCUCAGAUGGGCCCUUCAGCCAGUGCCACAGCAAGGUGGAUCCUACAGUCUACUUGAACAACUGCGUGUACGAUCUGUGCCACAACGACGGCUACAGGAAGGCCCUGUGUGAGGCCCUGAAAGCCUAUGCGGACGCCUGCCAGCUAGAGGGGGUCAGGAUUGGGGAAUGGAGGCAGCUGGCCAGAUGCCCCAUGGAGUGCCCCCUGGAGAACAGCCAGUACCAGCUCUGUGGAACAGCCUGCCCAGCCACAUGUGUGGACCAGUCAGCCCCCAGUAGCUGCCAAGACCCCUGCGUGGAAAGCUGCCAGUGCAAGGAUGGUUUUGUGCUGAGCCAGGGCAAAUGCAUCCCCAAGAGCAGCUGUGGGUGCCUGUUCGAGGGGCGUCCCUAUGCCCCCAGUGAGAGUUUCUGGGUUGAUGAGGCAUGUGGGACACGGUGCAUGUGCAACACAGCCACUAGACAAGUCAAAUGCAUGGCUGCUACGUGCAAACGUUCAGAGAGAUGCGGGCUAGUGAAUGGCAUACGGGGCUGUUACCCCUCCAGCUACGCCACCUGCUCUGUGACAAGGAAUCUGCACUAUUCCACCUUUGAUGGACAGAGAUACAACUUCCAAGGCACCUGCCGCUACCAGCUAACUACCCUGUGCAAGAAGGCGGUGGGACUGGUGGACUUUGAUGUCUACUUCCAGGAAAGCAAUACUCGUCCUGUGCAGAUCAAGGUCUAUGAGAUCGACAUCAGGGUCAGCAAUCAAUUCCCUGGGAAAAUCAUGGUGAACAGUAUCCUGAUUACCCUUCCCUUCAACCUCGAUGAUAAGAAAAUCACUGUGUAUAGAAAGGGCUGGGCCACAGUGAUCCAGACAGACUUUGGUCUCACCGUUACCUAUGCCGGGUGGUCAGGACGCACCACGAUCACUCUGCCAGUCACCUACGCGGGAGCCGUGUGUGGUCUGUGUGGCAAUUUUAACAGUGACAGGGAGGAUGACAUGCUGAUGAGGGAUGGCACACUGGCACCAAACCCCAUCAGCUUUGGCCAGAGUUGGAAGGUGGGCGACCUCCCGGGAUGCUCUGCAGUAACGAUACCACCAUGCGCAAGUGUAGAGGCUAUUGAAAAAGAACAACAAGGUAGCAGAGGGCAGUGUGGGCUCAUCUUAUACAAGAGUGGCCCUUUCAGAGGAUGUCACAGCAAAGUGGACCCUCAUGGAUACUUCAUAGACUGUGUGUAUGGCUAUUGCGUCCUCAGUGCGCGUGAAAGUAAUGUCUGCCAGGCCGUUGCUGCCUAUGCCGAGGCAUGUCAGGAAGCUGGAGCUAUGGUGCGUCCCUGGAGGACUACAAAAUUCUGCUCUCCGUCCUGUCCCCUGAACAGUCACUACGAAUUCUGUAGCAGCAGCUGCGAUGUGACAUGCAGCAACCUCUAUGCCCCGGUGCAAUGCAUGACCCAGUGUAAGGAAGGCUGCGUGUGUGAUGAGGGCUUUGUUCUCAGUGGCGACCGCUGUGUCCCCAUUUCCCAGUGUGGAUGCCUCCACAGAGGACUUUACUACCAGCCCGGGGAGACCUUCCACCCGAGCGGUUCAUGCGAGGAGCAGUGCAUGUGUCAGGCUGGUGGGGAGGUUGUGUGUAAGGCAUUCUCCUGCGGCACUGGUGAGGAAUGCGGGGUAGUGGACGGUGUCCAGAAAUGCCACCCAUUUGGAUCUGCGACCUGUUCUGCCUCUGGCCAUCCCCACUACCUCUCUUUCGAUGGGGUCUCCUUUGACUUCCAAGGCACCUGCACCUACAUCCUGGCCAAGACCUGCACCGAUGCCAGUCACCUUACACCAUUCACUAUCAGCAUAGAGAAAGAAGAUUGGGGCACCAGGAACAUGUCCGUGGCCAAGCUGGUGUCCAUUAAGGUGUAUGGGAUCACACUCACCCUGCUGCAAAACAAACAGGGGCUCAUCAUGGUGAACGGGGUGUCCCACAACCUCCCAGUGAUUGUGGCUGAUGGGCAACUUAGAGCAUAUCAACAUGGCACAAACAUUCUGGUACAAACCAUCUUCGGCCUCACUGUGAGCUACGACCUGGUUUACCAGGCCAGGGUCACCAUCCCAGGAAGCUACGAGGGCCAGACGUGCGGCCUGUGCGGGAACUUCGAUGGACAGCAGGACGAGGAGUUCCUGCUCCCCAGUGGCAGGACAGCCCCUGAUACAGCAGCAUUUGGCUCUGCUUGGGAAGUCCAGAUCCCAGGAGCAUCCUGUACAGACAGAUGUGCUGGAAACAGCUGUUCAGUUUGUGAGGAGAGGAAGAAGAACGUCUUCAAAGGGCGCAACUACUGUGGGCUGCUUACAGAUCCCGACGGCCCCUUCACGGCCUGCCAUGGCAUGGUCAGCCCCAGCGUGUAUCAGAGCAACUGCCUGUAUGAUCUGUGCCUGGGCAACGGGGACGCACAGGUUCUGUGCCAGAGCAUCCACAGCUACGUGACGGCCUGCCAAGAGGCUGGGGCUCCCAUCCGGCCCUGGAGGAGCACCUCCUUCUGUGCUGUGAGCUGCCCAGCCAACAGCCACUACGAGGUCUGCGCCGACCUCUGCACCUCCACCUGCACUGGAGACAUCAUAGACUGCCCGGAGACCUGUGCUGAAGGCUGCGAGUGUGACGGUGGCUUCUUCUUCGACGGCCAGGGCUGUGUGACUCUGCAGAGCUGUGGGUGCUUCGAGCGUGGGAGAUAUUACAAGCCCAAUGAGACGGUCCUGAUGAACGAGUGCCAGCAAAGCUGCACCUGUGUUCCUGCUCGAGGAGUGACUUGUAAAGCCCACAGCUGCUCCCGAGAAGAAAUCUGCCAGAUUAGAGAUGGCGUCAGGGCCUGCAUCAGCAAAGUUAUUCCAUCCUGCAGUGUUGUCCGCUGCAGAGAAGGAACUAUUUGCAAGAUGAUAAAUGGGCAGCCAGAGUGUGUGCCAGUCUCUCAGGCCACGUGCUGGGCUGGGGGUUACUUGCAUUACCACACCUUCGAUGGACGGGUGUAUGAUUUCCACGGCACCUGCAACUACACGGUGGCCAAGACCUGCAGGGAUGACUCCGUCCUGCCCUCCUUCCAUGUCACGGCCAAGAUCGAGAACAGGGGGAACACACAGGUCUUCUACAUUGGGUCGGUAACUGUCCAGGUGGAUGGAGUCACCAUCACAGCAGCCAGGGCUGAGGUCGGCUUUGUGGGGGUGAAUAACACCAGGGCCCACUUACCCAUCUCCCUGAACAAUGGGGCCCUUCAGCUCUAUCAGAGCGGCACCUCCCUUGUCCUCCGCACCGACUUCAACCUCAGAGUGACCUAUGACUGGAACAACCACCUGAGGGUCACUGUCCCCAGGGUCUUUUUGGACAGCCUGUGCGGCCUGUGCGGCAACUAUAACGGGGACCCCUCCGAUGACUUCCGGACCCCGGACGGGGACCGGGCUCCCAGUGUCGCCGCCCUGGGGAAAAGCUGGGCAGUGGAAGAUGAGGAUCAGUUUUGCUGGCACGAUUGCAUUGGAGGUUGUAGGCCCUGUGCCCCCAGCAUAGCCAGAAAGUACAAGGAGGAGGCCUUCUGCGGCCUCAUAACCAAGGUCUCAGAUGGGCCCUUCAGCCAGUGCCACAGCAAGGUGGAUCCUACAGUCUACUUGGACAACUGCGUGUAUGAUCUGUGCCACAACGACGGCUACAGGAAGGCCCUGUGUGAGGCCCUGAAGGCCUACGCGGACGCCUGCCAGCUGGAGGGGGUCAGGAUUGGGGAAUGGAGGCAGCUGGCCAGAUGCCCCAUGGAGUGCCCCCUGGAGAACAGCCAGUACCAGCUCUGUGGAACAGCCUGCCCAGCCACGUGUGUGGACCAGUCAGUCCCCAGCAGCUGCGAAGACCCCUGUGUAGAAAGCUGCCAGUGCAAGGAUGGUUUUGUGCUGAGCCAGGGCAAAUGCAUCCCCAAGGGCAGCUGUGGGUGCCAGUUUGAGGGGCGACCCUAUGCCCCCAAUGAGAGCUUCUGGGUCGAUGAGGUAUGUGGGACACGGUGCAUGUGCAACGCAGCCACUAGACAAGUCGAAUGCGUGGCCGCUACGUGCAAACACUCGGAGAGGUGCGGGCUAGUGAAUGGCGUACGGGGCUGUUACCCCUCCAGCUACGCCACCUGCUCUGUGACAAGGAAUCUGCACUAUACCACCUUUGAUGGACAGAGAUACGACUUCAAAGGCACCUGCCGCUACCAGCUCACAGGUCUGUGCAAGAAGGUGGAGGGACUGGUGGACUUUGAAGUCAACUUCCAGGAAAACAAUACCGCUCCUCUACAGAUCAAGGUGUAUCAGACCAACCUCAGGAUCAGCAAUCAAUUCCCUGGGAAAGUCCUGGUGAACAGUUUCCUGAUGAAUCUUCCCUUGAACCUCAUUGAUAAGAAAAUCUCUGUGUAUAGAAAGGGCUGGGCCACAGUGAUCCAGGCAGACUUUGGUCUCACCGCUACCUAUGCCGGGUGGUCAGGACGCACCACGAUCACUCUGCCAGUGACCUACACGGGAGCUGUGUGUGGUCUGUGUGGCAACUUCAACAGUGAUAGGGAGGACGACAUGCUCAUGAGGGAUGGCACGCUGGCACCAAGCCCUGUCAGCUUUGGCCAGAGCUGGAAGGUGGGCAACCUCCCGGGAUGCUCUGCAGUAACGAUACCACCAUGCGCAAGUGUAGAGGCUAUUGAAAAAGAACAACGAGGUAGCAGAGGGCAGUGUGGGCUCAUCCUCCACAAGAAUGGCCCCUUCAGAGGAUGUCACAGCAAAGUGGACCCCCAUGGGUACUUUGUAGACUGCGUGUAUGGCUAUUGCGUCCUCAGUGAGCGGGAAAGUAACGUCUGCCAGGCCGUUGCUGGCUAUGCCGAGGCAUGUCAGGAAGCUGGAGCUAUGGUGCAUCCCUGGAGGACUACGAAAUUCUGCUCUCCGUCCUGUCCCCUGAACAGUCACUACGAAUUCUGCAGCAGCAGCUGCGAUGUGACAUGCAGCAACCUCUAUGCCCCGGUGCAAUGCACGACCCAGUGUAAGGAAGGCUGCAUGUGUAACGAGGGUUUCGUUCUCAGUGGUGACCACUGCAUCCCCAUUUCCCAGUGCGGAUGCCUCCACAGGGGACUUUACUACCAGCCCUGGGAGACCUUCCACCCGAGCGGUUCAUGCAAGGAGCAGUGUGUGUGUCAGGCUGGUGGGGACGUUGUGUGUAAGGCUUUCUCCUGCGGCGCUGGUGAGCAAUGCGGGGUGGUGAACGGCAUCCAGAAAUGCCACCCAUUUGGAUCUGCGACCUGUUCUGCCUCUGGCCAUCCCCACUACCUCUCUUUCGACGGGGUCCCCUUUGACUUCCAAGGCACCUGCACCUACAUCCUGGCCAAGACCUGCACUGAUGCCAGCCACCUUACACCAUUCACUAUCAGCGUAGAGAAAGAAUCUUGGGGCAGUGGGAACGUCUCCAUGGCCAAGUUGGUGUCUAUUCAGGUGUAUGGGAUCACACUCACCCUGCUGCAGAGCAAACAGGGGCUCAUCAUGGUGGACGGGGUAUCCCACAAUCUCCCCGUGAUAAUGGUCAAUGGGCAGCUCCGAGCAUAUCAGCAUGGCACUAAUGUCCUGGUGCAAACCGACUUUGGCCUCACUGUGAGCUACGACCUGGUUUACCAGGCCAGAGUCACCAUCCCAGGGAGCUACCAUGGCCAGACGUGUGGCCUGUGUGGGAACUACAACGGACAGCAGGACGAGGAGUUCCUGCUCCCCAGUGGCAGGACAGCCCCUGAUGUGGCAGCAUUUGGCUCUGCUUGGGAAGUCCAGAUCCCAGGAGCAUCCUGUACAGACAGAUGUGCUGGAAACAGCUGUCCAGUUUGCGAAGAGAAGAAGAAGGAGGUCUUCAAAGGGCGCAACUACUGUGGGCUGCUCACAGACCCCGACAGUCCCUUUGCGGCCUGCCAUGGCACGGUCAGCCCCAGUGUGUAUCAGAGCAACUGCCUGUAUGAUCUGUGCCUGGGCAACGGGGACGCACAGGUCCUGUGCCAGAGCAUCCACAGCUACGUGACGGCCUGCCAAGAGGCUAAGGUCUUCAUCCAGCACUGGAGGAGCACCUCCUUCUGCCCUGUGAGCUGCCCGGUCAACAGCCACUACGAGCUCUGCGCUGACCUCUGUACCACCGCCUGCUCUAGAGACAUCAUGGACUGCCCGGAGACCUGUGCUGAAGGCUGCCAGUGUGAUAAGGGUUUCUUCUUCGAUGGCCAGGGUUGUGUGACUCUGGAGAACUGCGGGUGCUUCAAACAGGGGAGAUACUACAAGCCCAGUGAGAUGGUCCUGAUGAACGAGUGCCAGCAAAGCUGCACCUGCGUUCCUGCCCAAGGGGUGACCUGCAAAGCCCACAGCUGCACCAGUGGAGCAACCUGCCAGAUCAGAGAUGGCGUCAUGGAUUGCAUCGGCCAAGUUAUUCCAAAGCCAUCCUGCAAUGUGGUCAGCUGCAGGGAAGGAACUAUUUGUAAGAUGAUAAAUGAGCAGCCAAAGUGUGUGCCAGUCUCUCGGGGCACGUGCUGGGCUGGGGGAUACUUUCAUUACCACACCUUCGAUGGAUGGGUGUAUGAUUUCCAUGGCAACUGCACCUACACCGUGGCCAAGACCUGCAGGGAUGCCUCCGGCCUGCCCUCCUUCCAUGUCAUGGCCAAGAGCGAGAACAGUGGGAACACACAGGUCUUCUACAUUGGGUCGGUGACUGUCCAGGUGGAUGGAGUCACUGUCACAGCAGCCAGGGCUGAAGCCGGCUUUGUGUGGGUGAAUAACACCAGGGCCCACUUACCCAUCUCCUUGAACAACGGGGUCCUUCGGCUCUAUCAGAGCGGCACCUCCCUCGUCCUCCGCACCGACUUCAACCUCAGGGUGUCCUAUGACUGGAACAACCACCUGAGGGUCACCGUCCCUAAUGACUUCUCCGACAGUCUGUGCGGCCUGUGCGGCAACUAUAACGGGGACCCCUCUGAUGACUUCCGGACCCCGGACGGGGAUCUGGCUCCCAGUGUCACCGCCCUGGGGAAAAGCUGGGCAGUGGAAGAUGAGGAUCAGUUUUGCUGGCAUGAUUGCAUUGGAGGCUGCAGACCCUGUGCCGCCAGCAUAGCCAGAAAGUACAAGGAGGAGGCCUCGUGCGGCCUGAUAACCAAGGUCUCAGAUGGGCCCUUCAGCCAGUGCCACAGCAAGGUGGAUCCUACAGUCUACUUGGACAACUGCGUGUAUGAUCUGUGCCACAACGACGGUUACAGAAAGGCCCUGUGUGAGGCCCUGAAGGCCUAUGCGGACGCCUGCCAGCUGGAGGGGGUCAGGAUUGAGGAAUGGAGGCAGCUGGCCAGAUGCUCCAUGGAGUGCCCCCUGGAGAACAGCCAGUACCAACUCUGUGGAACAGCCUGCCCAGCCACGUGUGUGGAUCAGUCAGCCCCCAGCAGCUGCCAAGACCCCUGCGUAGAAAGCUGCCAGUGCAAUGAUGGUUUUGUGCUGAGCCAGGGCAAAUGCAUACCCAAGAGCGGCUGUGGGUGCCAGUUUGAAGGGCGCCCCUAUGCCCCCAACGAGAGCUUCUGGGUAGAUGAGGCAUGUGGGACAUGGUGCACGUGCAACGCAGCCACUAGACAAGUUGAAUGCGUGGUUGCUACGUGCAAACACUCGGAGAGGUGUGGGCUAGUGAAUGGCAUACGGGGCUGUUACCCCUCCAGCUACGCUACCUGCUCUGUGACAAGGAAUAUGCACUAUGCCACCUUUGAUGGACAGAGAUACGACUUCCAAGGCACCUGCCGCUACCAGCUCACGGCCCUGUGCAAGAAGGCAGAGGGACUGGUGGACUUUGAGGUCUACUUCCAGGAGAACAAUACCGCUCCUCUACAGAUCAAGAUUUAUCAGACCAGCCUCAGGAUCAGCAAUCAAUUCCCUGGGAAAGUCCUGAUGAAUGGUUUCCUGAUUAACCUUCCCUUCAACCUCAAUGAUAAGAAAAUCACUGUGUAUAGAAAGGGCUGGGCCACAGUGAUCCAGGCAGACUUUGGCCUCACCGUUACCUAUGCCGGGUGGUCAGGACGCAUCACGGUCACUCUGCCAGUGACCUACGCGGGAGCCGUGUGUGGUCUGUGUGGCAACUUCAACAAGGACAGGGAGGACGACUUGCUCAUGAGGGGUGGCACGCUGGCACCAAGCCCAGUCAGCUUUGGCCAGAGCUGGAAGGUGGGCGACCUCCUGGGAUGCUCUGUAGUAACGAUACCACCAUGCGCAAGUAUAGAGGCUAUUGAAAAGGAACAACGAGGUAGCAGGGGGCAGUGUGGGAUCAUCCUAGACAAGAAUGGCCCCUUCAGAGGAUGUCACAGCAAAGUGGACCCCCAUGGGUACUUCAUAGACUGCGUGUACAGCUAUUGUGUCCUCAGUGAGCGGGAGAGUAACGUCUGCGAGGCCAUUGCUGGCUAUGCUGAGGCAUGUCAGGAAGCUGGAGCUAUGGUGCAUCCCUGGAGGACUACGAAAUUCUGCUCUCCGUCCUGUCCCCUGAACAGUCACUAUGAAUUCUGCAGCAGCAGCAGCUGCGAUCUGACAUGCAGCAACCUCUAUGCCCCGGUGCAAUGCAAAACCCAGUGUAAGGAAGGCUGCAUGUGUGACCAGGACUUUGUUCUCAGUGGUGACCACUGUGUCCCCUUUUCCCAGUGCGGAUGCCUCCACAGAGGACUUUACUACCAGGCCGGGGAGACCUUCCACCCGAGUGGUUCAUGCGAGGAGCAGUGCGUGUGUCAGGCUGGUGGGGAGGUUGUGUGUAAGGCAUUCUCCUGCGGCACUGGUGAGGAAUGCGGGGUGGUGGACGGUGUCCAGAAAUGCCACCCAUUUGAACCUGUGACCUGUUCUGCCUCUGGCCAUCCCCACUACCUCUCUUUCGACGGGGUCUCCUUUGACUUCCAAGGCACCUGCACUUACAUCCUGGCCAAGACCUGCACCGAUGCCAGUCACCUAACACCAUUCACUAUCAGCAUAGAGAAAGAAGAUUGGGGCACUAGGAAUAUGUCCGUGACCAAGCUGGUGUCCAUUCAGGUGUAUGGGAUCACACUCACCCUGCUGCAAAACAAACAGGGGCUCAUCAUGGUGGACGGGGUGUCCCACAACCUGCCUGUGAUCGUGGCUGAUGGGCGGCUCCGGGCGUAUCAGCAUGGCGUGAAUGUCCUGGUGCAAACUGACUUUGGCCUCACCGUGAGCUAUGACCUGGUUUACCACGCCAGAGUCACAGUCCCGGGGAGCUACCAUGGCCGGAUGUGUGGCCUGUGCGGAAAUUACAAAGGACAGCAGGAUGACGAGUUCCUGCUCCCCGAUGGCAGGGUGGCCCCCGACACUGCAUCCUUCGGGUCUGCCUGGGAAGUUCAGAUCCCAGAGGCAUCCUGUACAGACAAAUGUGCUGGGAACAGCUGUCCGGUCUGCAAGGAGGAGAGGAAAGAUGUCUUCAAAGCGCACAACUACUGUGGGCUGCUCACAGCCCCUCACGGCCCUUUUGCCACCUGCCACAGCACGGUCAGCCCCACUGUGUAUUUCAACAACUGUCUGUAUGAUCUGUGCCUGGGCAACGGGGACUCCCAGGUCCUGUGCCAGAGCAUGCACAGCUACGUGACAGCCUGCCAAGAGGCCAAGGUCACCAUCCAGCCCUGGAGGAGCACCUCCUUCUGCCCUCUGACCUGCCCAGCCAACAGCCACUACAAGGUCUGUGCCAAGCUCUGUACCACCACCUGCACUGGAGACAACAUGGACUGCCCGGAGACCUGUGCUGAAGGCUGCCAGUGUGACAAGGGCUUCUUCUUCGACGGCCAGGGCUGUGUGACUCUGGAGAAUUGUGGGUGCUUCGAGCGUGGGAGAUACUACAAGCCCAGCGAGACCAUCCUGACGAAUGAGUGCCAGCAGAGCUGCACCUGCGUUUCUGCCCAAGGGGUGACCUGCAAAGCCCACAGCUGCACCAGAGAAGAAACCUGCAAGCUCAGAGAUGGUAUCAUGGGCUGCAUCAGCAAAGAUCCCUGCAAAACCCUGAAAUGCCGGAUCAAGGAGAGAUGCAAAAUUGAAGAUGGCCAAGAGGCAUGUGUUCCUGCCUACACUGGAAUCUGCCUGGGCUCAGGGGAUGCACAGUACCAAACUUUUGAUGGCCUGAAGUUUGACUUGCAGGGCACUUGCAAGUACACCAUCGCUAAGUACUGUGGCAAUGACCCUACCCUGGAGUCCUUCACCAUCGAUGAGAAGAACGACAACAGGGGGAACCAGGAUAUCUCCUUUUGGCAGGUGACCAAUAUCUACGUCUAUGGGUACAACGUCUCCAUCUACAAGAGGGAAGUUGGCAAAGUCCGGCUGAACAGUGUGAUCACCAGUCUCCCAGUGACGCUGAAAGACGGUAAAAUCAGACUGUACCAGAAAGACCUCAGCACCGUCCUGCAGACAGACUUCGGCCUCCAGAUCUCACAUGAUGAAAAUUGGCGUGUAGUGAUCACCCUCCCCAGCAGCUAUUAUGGGGCCACGUGCGGCCUAUGUGGGAACUUCAACCAGAAUCCAGAAGAUGACAUGAUGUCAUCCAAAGGCACCAUAGUCUCCUCCAUCAUGGACUGGGCUGCCAGUUGGAAAGUCCAAGACCGGGACCCCCUUUGCUGGGAUUAUUGCCAAGGCAUUUGCCCAAUGUGUGAUAAGAGCAAGAGAGAUCUGUAUGGGGAUGACAGUCACUGUGGGGUGAUCAGUAAAGCACCGGGAGGGCCCUUCAGGGAGUGUCACUCCAGGGUGAGUGCUGAUGACUUCUUUGACAGCUGCAUCUAUGACAUGUGUCUGAAUGAGGGGGACAAGAGCAUUCUGUGUGAGGCGCUGGAGGCCUACGCGAAAGCCUGCAGGAAGCAUGGGGUCACUGUCGCUGACUGGAGGACGCCGUCCAGUUGUGAUGACUGCAAAACUCUGAAAUGCCGGACCAAAGAGACAUGCCGGACUGAGGAUGGCCACACAUCAUGUAUUCCUGACUACUCGGGAACCUGCUUGGGCUCAGGGAACAUGCACUACCAAACUUUUGAUGGUCUGAAGUUUGACUUCCAGGGCACCUGCACCUACACCCUGGCCAAAUACUGUGGGAGUGACGCUACCCUGGAGCCUUUCACCAUUGAUGAGAAGAACGCCAAUAGGGAGAGCCAGGAUAUCUCCUUUCUGCGAGUGACCAACGUCUACAUCUAUGGGUACAACAUCUCCAUCUACAAGAGGGAAGUUGGCAAAGUCCAGCUAAACGGCGUGAUCACCAGGCUCCCGGUGAUGCUGAAAGAUGGUAAAAUCAGACUGUACCAGAAAGGCCUCAGCACUGUCAUGCAGACGGACAUUGGCCUCCGGGUGGGGUACAACAAGAACUGGCAUCUGGAAAUCACCCUCCCCAGCAGCUAUUAUGGUGCCAUGUGCGGUCUUUGUGGGAACUUCAACCAGAACCCAGAAGACGACAUGAUGUCCUCCGACGGCAUCAAAGUCUCCGCCAUCGUGGGCUGGGCUGCCAGUUGGAAAGUCCAAGACCGGGACCCCUUUUGCUGGCAUUCCUGCCAAGAGAACUGCCUGACAUGUGAUGAGAGCAGAAGGAAGCUGUAUGGGGAUGACAGUCACUGUGGGCUGAUCAGCAAAGCACCGGGAGGGCCCUUCAGAGAGUGUCACUCCAAGGUGAGCCCCGACGACGUCUUUGACAACUGCAUCUAUGACGUGUGUCUGAAUGAGGAGAACAAGAGAGUUCUUUGUGUUGCGCUGGAGACCUACGCAGACACCUGCAGGGACCAUGGAGUCACUGUCUAUGACUGGAGGACACCGUCCAGCUGUGAUGAAUUAGGAGAAACCUGUGAAACCCUGAAAUGCCGGACUAAGGAGAUGUGCAAGACAGAGGAUGGCCACGCGACAUGUGUUCCCGACUACGUGGGAACUUGCUGGGGCUGGGGGGACCCGCAUUAUCACACCUUUGAUGGUCUGAAGUUUGACUUCCAGGGCACCUGCACCUACACCAUUGCCAAGUACUGUGGCCACGACCGCUCCCUGGAGCCCUUUACCAUCGAUGAGAAGAAUGAUAACAGGGGCAGCCAGGCCAUCUCCUUUCUACGAGUGACCAACAUCUAUGUCUAUGGGUACAACAUCUCCAUCUACAAGAGGGAAGUUGGCAAAGUCCGGAAUCAGGGGAUCUGCACCGGGGACUGCUCAGUCUGCAGUGAGGCUCAGAAACAACCCUAUAAGGGAGACCAGUACUGCGGGGUCAUCACCCGACAGAACGGGCCAUUCAGACAGUGCCACGGGGCUAUCGACCCAGCUCCCUUCUUUGAUGAUUGUCUCUAUGACACCUGCCAAUACAAGGGUCACCAGGACACACUGUGCAGCACAAUCAGCACCUACGUCACAUCCUGCCAGGCCAGGGGCAUCCAGAUAGGGCAGUGGAGAUCGCCCUCAUUCUGCAGACCCACCUGCCCCCUUAACUCUCACUACGAACUCUGUGGAAUUAGCUGCCCUUCCAACUGCAACGACCUGUGGGCUCUAGAUCGGUGUGACAAACCCUGUGCUGAAGGAUGUUUCUGUGAUGCUGGAUUCACCCUGAGUGGUGACAAGUGCAUCCCUGUCGCACAGUGUGGCUGUGUGCACCAGGCCAUGUAUUACAAGAAGGGAGAGGAGUUCUUCCCCAGCGCCUCCUGCCAGGAACGCUGCCUUUGCAAAGACAAAGGGGUCGUUGCGUGCCAGAAGGCCUCCUGUGGAGCCAAUGAGGAGUGCAGGGUGGAGAAUGGAAUCCUGGGCUGCCAUGCCACGGGCUAUGGAACAUGCGUCGCAUCUGGCGGACCUCACUACAUCUCCUUUGACGGACGGGCCUUUGACUUCCAGGGCUCCUGCACUUACACCUUAGCCAAGGUCUGCAGCAGAGACUCUGGACUGGAGAACUUCUCCGUGGUGGUGGAGAAUGAGAUCCCUGGUGGUGGCCACAUGGCUGUGAUGAGAACAGUGGUGGUGUCCCUGCAUGGUUACACCAUCGCCAUGGAGAGGGGGAGAAAGUGGAAGAUUGCGAUGGGUGGUGAGCUCUACACUCUCCCACUGGCUACGGACGAUGGAAAACUUUGGAUCAACCAAGAGGGGAACAACAUCAUUGUCCAAUCAGCCUCUGGCCUCAAAGUCUUUUACGACACUGCCUCCUACCUCCUACUGUCCAUCCCCAGCACCUAUAAGGGACAUGUGUGCGGCUUGUGUGGCAACUUUAACGAUGACAAGAACGAUGAUCUCCUGCUGCCUGGUGUGAAGAAUACCCAGAAGGUGGAUGAAUUUGUCGCCUCCUGGAAGGUGCCUGUUGAUGGUGCCACAUGCUCUGAUGGCUGUGGUGAGAAGUGCCCCAUCUGUGAUGCAGCCCAGACAGCGCCGUACCAGACUGAGAGCUCCUGUGGGCUGAUCCCGGCCACCUCAGGUCCCUUCAGAGACUGUCACUCAAUAAUCAAUCCUGUUGAGUAUUUCAACCACUGUCUCUAUGACAUGUGUGCCACCAACGGAAGGGGAGAGACUCUCUGCCAGAGCCUGCAGGCCUAUGUGGCUGCGUGCCAGGCAGCUGGGGCCAACAUCGAGACCUGGAGAACGGCCUCCUUCUGCCCCCUUGCCUGCCCGGCUAACAGCCACUAUGCGCUGUGUACCAGAUCCUGCGAUUUCACCUGUGCCAGCUUGUUUGCCCCUGCCCAAUGCACCGGGAAGUGCUUUGAAGGCUGCUGGUGUGAUCCAGAAUACGUGUCCGAUGGGGAGGCAUGCGUCUCCAUGGACAGGUGUGGCUGUGUGCACAAUGGACGCUACAUCAAGGCCGGGGAGAGCCUUGUGUCCAGCAACUGCUCCGAGAAAUGCACCUGCCACGCUUCAGGCGAGGUCAUCUGUGAGGAAACAAACUGUACCGAAGAGGAGAAAUGCAUGCUCAGGAAUGGGGUGCGCAGCUGCGUGAAGCAGGUGGGCCGGUGCACGCUGGCCCCAGGAAUAUGGUUCACCUCCUUUGAUGGUGUCGAGAGGGAAGUCCUCCUUGAAGGGGCCUACGAGGUGUCUUCCCUCUGCGAAGGGGUCGACCUCCCCUGGUUCCGGAUGGUGGUCAGUGUGUUCAGAGAAGGUGGCUUGGCCGUUCCUGAUGGCAUCUCCGUUUUCUUUGAGGAGGGUCUUAUCCAUGUCAAUAAGAAAAAGGAGAUUUGGGUGAGAGGGCACCAAAAGCAGCUCCCAGUGAAGGUAUCCAGAACCUUGUCUGUAAGUGAGUCUCAGGGCACCAUCAUGAUUGUCCAGGGCUCUAGAAUAAAGAUUCUGUUCAGCCUGAGCGGGGAGGUGACAGUGACAGUCAGCGAGAGCCUGGCUAACAAGCUGUGUGCACCUUGCGGGAACUUCAAUGGCGACAUCUCCGACGACCUGCGGCUGCCCAGCGGGCAGGUUGUGGGGAACAUCACGGACAUGUUUGAAUCUUGGAGGGCACGAGACCUCUCAAGAAGUGAUGUUUAAAAGCCACCUGAGCUGCAAUGGACCCCUGCCCCCUUUCCCUUCCCUGCAUUGGACUGGGCUGGCUGGUUACUCAGUAACAGGUCAUAGCUUAGCACACAAACGUGUGUUCCUUCACAUAGGACUCUCCCUGCAGUGUGGAUGAGUUUAGUGGUGCCGGGUGCGUGACAGAAAAAUCUCAUCUGGACUUGUCAAUAGAGAAGUUUGCAAAGGUGUGUGUGAAGCAGCAGGUUCUGGCAUGCCUCGGGAAAUGGCUUUCGUGUUCCGCUUGGAUCCCGUCACACCACCCUUUAAGGCCUCUUUAUACUGCCAAAGUGGAAUAAAGGAGCCUCAGCAUAAUGCGA
Terrapene triunguis (Three-toed box turtle) is the source of this 15508-nucleotide messenger RNA. RefSeq names its product IgGFc-binding protein-like. Gene Ontology annotation, molecular function: protein binding. NCBI's taxonomy places the organism in Eukaryota, Metazoa, Chordata, Testudines, Emydidae. The record is from RefSeq and is a predicted model, not a curated record. Bases 51 to 15167 code for a protein of 5038 amino acids. The transcript has 37 exons. Gene Ontology annotation, cellular component: extracellular matrix.